Molecule: messenger RNA, 1177 nt
Organism: Mustela lutreola (European mink)
Lineage: Eukaryota; Metazoa; Chordata; Mammalia; Carnivora; Mustelidae
Gene: GIPC3
Product: GIPC PDZ domain containing family member 3
Exons: 6
Coding region: 92-1030 (312 amino acids)
Molecular function (GO): protein binding
Source: RefSeq, a predicted model, not a curated record
GCCCUGGACCGGGGGAGGGGAGGCUGCAGGAAGCGGCGGAUCCGGCGGCGACGGCGGUGGCGGUGGCCGGGGUGGCCCAGCUCCUCCGGCCAUGGAGAGCGCCGCGGCCCAGGAGAACCGGGGCGCAGAGGCCCCGCGCCCGGCCGCGCCCCCGCCCUCGCCCGCGGAGCCCCCAGCCGCGCCCCGCGCCCGUCCCCGCCUGGUCUUCCGCACGCAGCUGGCGCACGGCAGCCCCACGGGCAAGAUCGAGGGCUUCACCAACGUCCGCGAGCUCUACGCCAAGAUCGCCGAGGCCUUCGGGAUCGCGCCCACAGAGAUCUUAUUCUGUACCCUAAACAGCCACAAAGUGGACAUGCAGAAACUCCUGGGCGGCCAGAUAGGGCUGGAGGACUUUAUCUUUGCCCAUGUGCGUGGCGAGACCAAGGAGGUAGAGGUCACGAAGACCGAAGACGCCCUGGGACUGACCAUCACGGACAACGGGGCCGGCUACGCCUUCAUUAAGAGGAUCAAGGAGGGCAGCAUCAUCAACCGGGUCCAGGCCGUGUGCGUGGGCGACAGCAUCGAGGCCAUCAACGACCACUCCAUCGUCGGCUGCCGCCACUACGAAGUGGCCAAGAUGCUCCGGGAGCUGCCCAAGUCCCAGCCUUUCACCCUGCGCCUGGUGCAGCCCAAGAGAGCCUUCGAUAUGAUCAGCCAGAGGAGCCGCGGCAGCAAAUGUCCCACGGAAGCAAAAAUGGCCAGUGGGAGGGAGACCCUGCGUCUUCGUUCUGGGGGGGCUGCCACAGUGGAGGAAAUGCCCAGCGAGUUCGAGGAGGAGGCGUCGCGGAGAGUGGACGACCUGCUGGAGAGCUACAUGGGCAUUCGGGACCCAGAGCUGGCAGCCACCAUGGUGGACACGUCCAAGAAGACGCGGAGCGUCCAGGAGUUCGCGCACCGUUUAGAUUCCGUCUUGGGCGAGUUUGCCUUCCCGGACGAGUUUGUGGUGGAGGUGUGGGCCGCCAUCGGGGAGGCCAGGGAGGCCUGUGGCUAGUCUGCCCCGGGGCCCAGCGCAGCCCCAGCCCAGAACCCUGCCCCCCGCCCCAGCCCGCAGGGCUGGUUCCUGAAGCCCAGCUCGGCCCCAGGGCCCAGCCCGGAUCUGAGACCCAGCCCUGCUCUAGAGCCCAGGCAGGCUCUGGGA